GAAAGUAUAAGUUGGAAUUUCACCGUAUACGAUAGCAUUUUAAUAGGGUUUCCAUCAUCUCAUUGUGUAUGGGUAUACUAAACAUGAAGAAUAUGGUGUUUAUUGGGGUAUUUCUCGUCUGGGUAGUAUCUCUUAUUGAUACCAUAGCAUGUGAGCCCAUCCCAGAUUAUUAUCAUCACAUGCACCACAGGAUUCAUGUUCCUGUCAAGGUCAAAACCGUCUAUCACACAAAGAUCAUCAAAGUUCCGGAGCACCAUCAUCAUUUCCACGAAAAGGAAAAGACUUACGUAAUAGAAAAACCGAAACCUGUUCCGGUCGCAGUGCCCGUGCCAGUGCACCACCACCACAAGCUGCUGGAAGAAGAAAAAUUCUCUGAUCUCGAUCAUUUUGGUGGUCACGAGCAUAACAUAUUCAAGAAACACAUCGAACCUUCGGAAAGUCCAAAAAGGAAAAGUAGGAAAAAUCGAAAACAUCGAAGUAGUUGAUAGAUUGGUUUCUUCAUAGCGAAGUACUUAAAUUAAUAAGCAGUAUUAAGUAUUGUUAACUCGUUUUAGGAAUUUCUGUUAGUACUAUAAGAGCAAAAAUAUUUGACUUUUAAUUAUUGUAGUAAUUUCUUCUAGUCUGUUUGUAUUGCGUACGUGUAGAGUUUAAUCAUAACCUUAUUUCUGUUUUCAAUAUAUUCUGUAAUUAGGAAUUCUUACUUAAUCUGGCGGCGGAUGCUUUUUAACUCAAAGCAAGACAAAAUUUUUGUCAGUAUGGGUUAUAUUUGGAAGUUAUAUUAUCUUUCUUUAUGAUUGAAUAGAUUUUGCGUAAUUGUUUCCAAAAGUUGAAUACAUAGAUUUGAGAGUCUGCUCUAUAGAACUAGAAUAUUGUGUAUGAUGUAAUGUCGCCGCUUUUAUUAACAGAAUGUGGAAGCAUCGUUAACUUAAAUAACAUAACCUAUACCCUUAUUAUAUUUUUAGACUACCUGCGCUCUUCUGAGUAGUUUUGCUUAAUAUGUCUACUUUUUAAUUCAGAUGGUUUUUGUACUGUUAAUUAUUUUCUAUUUUCCUAUAUCCGUAUCUUGAAGAAAAAUAAUUAUUUUCUCGAAAACCGCACUAGGUAGGCAUAGGAAAGUAAUAAGGAAAAAUAAUCGGAAUGAAUUAUAAAUUUUAAAUUCAACAAAAUAGAGAUUAUACUCUUGAAUAUUGUCAUACGUGAUUGUUAAAAGCAGCAACGUUGCAUGCUUCAAAAUAUUUGCAUUCGAUAAAGAAGACUCGAAAUUCCAAGUACCCAAAAAAUAUAUAUUUUCAAUUUAUCAAUAACUAUUGGAGACGAUAGGCGAUUUACUUGACGUAUUGCCAGGUAAAUUUUGAAAAAGAUGAGGAUGACGUAUAGCAAGUAUAUAGUAGAAAAUAGAAUACCGGAUAUCACCAUUGAUCAUUAACAACCAAUAUAGAAAAACUCAAUAUUUAAACAUAGGAGUAAAUAAUUGAAACGUAGUGUUAGACUGUGCUUAGCUACGGGUUUGGUUAGUUGGUUGGUUAGGAUUUCGGUACUAUGCUAUACUAUACUAUACACCACAAAAAUUUAGAUGUUGAUUAGACCAGAAACAAAAAUUAUUAUUAUAAAAUUGAAACAUGUAAUGUAAAUUACAUUUUAGGAACAAUCAAAUAUGUUGUUGAAAAUUUGUAAAUAAGUUUAGAUGUUGUUAUUUAAUAUCUUUAUUAAAAAUUGA
This is a messenger RNA of Cylas formicarius (sweet potato weevil), 1717 nucleotides long. RefSeq lists its product as uncharacterized. The record is from RefSeq and is a predicted model, not a curated record. Lineage: Eukaryota; Metazoa; Arthropoda; Insecta; Coleoptera; Brentidae. Bases 69 to 485 code for a protein of 138 amino acids. The transcript is spliced from 3 exons.